AUUGUGGGUAAUGUGCUUCCCUCGCCUUCGGGAGCUGCCGCGCGGGAGCCCUCGGCACAUGGCUGUGGAGCCCGCGAGGCCGCGUUAGCCCGGCGGUGGUCGCCCUCCAGGCCUCGCCGCGAGCUCCCGGGAGGACGGUGCCGGAGCGGGGCCGUGUCCCGGCGGGGCCGUGAGCGCCGAGCGUCGUUGGAAAAGGGUGGUUCACCAAGUCAGAGGCUCCAAAGCGACAGGCCGUGAUGGAGAAGCGCCAGAGGGUCGCCCCUGCCAUGCUGAGGCGGGUCCGAGACUUGCUGAGCCGCUAUUGUUGGGGUUCAGGCCUUCCAGCCACACAGACGGGGCUCUGCCCACAGAGUUCGAUGGCUGUGGCAGCGCCAAGGCGCCAGGCUGAGGAUAUGGACUUUGAGGACGUGGCCAUUGCCUUCUCCCAGGAGGAGUGGGGGCUCCUUGAUGAGGCUCAGAGACUGCUGUACUGCGAGGUGAUGCUGGAGAACUUUGCACUUGUAGCAUCUGUUGGUUGUUGGCAUAAAAGUGAAGAUGAGACCUCUUCCAAGCAGAGUGUAUCUGUAACAGCAGAGUCACAGGUCAAGGCUUCUAAGACAGCUCUACCAACCCUGAAGACCCAUCUUUGUGACCGGUGUGUCUCAGUCUUAAAAGCUAUUCUGCACCUGACUGAGUCACAAGUAGCAGACUUUGAGCAGAAAGCCUUCUUCAGUGACGCAUGUGAGAGAGACUUCUGUUUCAGUGCAAACCCUCACCAGCAACAGAGGGAAGCCAGUGGAGAGAAGCCCUGGAACGAAGCUAUGGACUGGGCCUCGUUGCUGACCAGGUGCAGCUUCUAUGCAUCACAGAAGCCUUUCACGUAUAGGGAGGUAGAGGAGGAUUUCCCAGCCAUCUCAGGCCUUCUUCAGCACCAGGACACUCUUCACACCGAGGAGCCACACAGUGGUCCUGAGAGUGGGCAGGCCGUUCUUAGUGGAAAACAUCAUCACGAGUCGGGUGAGUGUAAAACGGCUGCCUUCCACAACCAGAACCUUGUUCAACAGCAGAGCGUCUGCCCUGGAAAAGGGCAUUUUGAGUGUCGCAAAUGUGGGAAGGCCUUUCGCCAAAAGUUUAACCUCAUUCGUCAUAGGAGACUUCACACUGGACAGAAGCCUUAUGAGUGUGGUGAUUGUCCGAAAUCCUUUAGCCAAAGCUCUAGCUUCAUUCAGUACAAGAGAGUUCACACUGGAGAAAAGUCAUAUGAGUGUAGUGAUUGUGGAAUGUCCUUCAGCCAUAGGUCUAAGCUCAUUGAACACCACAAAGGUCACACAGGUGAAAGGCCUUAUGAGUGUCGUGAAUGUGGGAAGUUUUUUAGACGCAAAGAUUACCUCCAAAACCACGAGAGAGUUCACACUGGGGACAAGCCGUAUGAAUGUAGUGAUUGUGGGAGAUGCUUUCGCUAUCAAAAUGGACUCAUUCAACAUGAGAGAAUUCACACUGGAGAAAAGCCAUAUGAGUGUAGCUAUUGUGGAAAGUCCUUCAGCCAGAGCUCAACACUCAUUGAACACCACCGAGGUCACACUGGGGAAAAGCCUUAUGAGUGUAGUGUUUGUGGGACAUCUUUCAGCAGAAGGUCUGGCUUCACUCGACAUCAAAGAAUUCACACUGGAGAAAAGCCAUAUGAGUGUAGUGAUUGUGGGAAAUGCUUUAGCUAUAACAGUGGACUCGUUCAACAUCAGAAAAUUCACACUGGAGAAAAGCCAUAUGAAUGUAGUGAUUGUGGAAUGUUCUUCAGCCAUAAGUCUAAGCUCAUGGAACAUCACAAAGGUCACACCGGAGAAAAGCCUUAUGAGUGUAGUGAAUGUGGGAAGUUUUUUAGACGCAAAGCUAACCUCCGUAUUCACCAGAGAGUUCACACUGGAGAAAAGCCUUAUAAGUGCAGUGAAUGUGAGAAAACCUUUGGACAAAACUGUAACCUCCUCCAACAUAUGAAAGCUCACACUGGAGAAAAGCCGUAUCAGUGUACUGAUUGUGGGAAGUCCUUCAGCCGUAAUUCUAUCCUCAUUGAUCACCAGCGAUCUCACACUGGAGAAAAGCCUUUUGAGUGCAGUGUUUGUGGGAAAUGCUUUAGACUACGCAGCAGUCUUAGUUAUCACCAUCACGUUCAUUCUGGGAAAAAAGCCUUAUGACUGGUGAAUGUGGGAAUUCCUACAGCAAUACUUGUGGCCUCGUUCUUCACCAGAUAGUUCACACUGGAGAAAAACCGUAUGAAUGUUGUGAUUGUGGAAAAUGCUUUAGUUUUAAACAUAGACUCAUUCAACAUCAACUCACAGUGAAGAAAAGCCCUAUGAGUAUAGUUAUUGUCGAAAGUCAUUCACACAAAGGUCUCAACUCGGUAAACGCCGCAAAGGUCACACUGGUGAAAGGCCUUAUGUGUGUAGUGUUUGUGGGAAGUCCUUUGUGACAACCUCUCUCCUCAUUGAACACCAGCGAUGUCACACUCGAGAAAAGCCGUGUGAGUGUAGUGAAUUUGGGAAGUUUUGUGUUUUUUUUUUUUUUUAAUAUAUAAUUUUAUUGAUUUUAGGGAGGAACAGAGAGGGUGAGAGAUAGAAACAUCAAGGUUGAGAGAACCAUGGAUUGGCUGCCUCCUGCACGCCCCCUACUGGGGAUCAAGCCAGCAACCUGGACAUGUGCACUUCAUGGGAAUCAAAUCUGGGACCCUUCAGUCUGCAGGCUUACUCUUCUAUCCACAGAGCCAAACCGGUCAGGGUAAAUGUGGGAAGUUUUUUUAUAGAAAGCUCUAUCCUUUUCCAACACUACAGAGUUCACUCUGGAGAAAUGCCUUUGCAAUGUAGUGAUUGUGGGAAAUUCUUUAGACAAUGUUCCAACCUGAUUCAACACUGGAGAGUUCAUUCUGGAGAAAAGCCUAUGGGUGUACUGGAUGUGGGGAUUCUUUUAGACUCAAAUCUAACCUCUUUAGACACUAAAAUGUUUACACUGGAGAAAAGCUUUAAAGAUGCUGGGAUGUUGGGAAUGUUUCAUUUCCUCGGUCAUAAUAACACUAGAGGAGACGGAGAACCAUUUACUUUAAAUCUUUUUAGCAAAACUGUGCUAGAUUCCUCAUACACUUCAGGUAUAAAUGUUUUUAACUCUCUAUCCCUCUCCCUUCCUCUCUGUAAAAAAUCAAUAAAACAUAUUUUAAAAAAAAAUCACAAGGACAAACUCUAGACAAAGUAGGCAUGUUCCUACCUGAACCUGUUUUCGCACAUGGUCAGUUAUAUGUUGCUUUCUCUCGAGUUCGAAGAGCAUGUGACGUUAAAGUUGUAAAUAAUUCAUCAAGAGGGAAAUUAGUCAAGCACUCUGAAAGUGUUUUCACUCUUAAUGUGGUGUACAGGGAGAUACUAGGAUAAGUUUACUCACUUUAUUAGUCAUUGUUUGCAUAACUUGUUUGUAUAUGAUGUUUUUGUUUUUAUAUCAUGCCUCUGUUAUAUCCUUUUGUUACUGUUUAUUUAUUAAUAAAUUUAUAUAUUCUCAUACAUUUUAGUAAUUGCCUUUCAUCUCUCACACUUCUAUUAUAGAGAAAGGGCAAAUAGCAAUAUUAAAAUAUUUCCUCUAAUUCCCUUUUAAUGUGCAUGGAUUUCAUGCACCAGGCCACUAGUUUUUAAAUAAAAUGUGAACAUUGAGUACAGCAGUAUUUAGUGGGAGCUCAAAGGUUAGCUUUUUAUACCAUUUCAUGGAUUUUCGUAACGGAUUAUUAUAGGCCAGCCGUGGGCAAACUACGGCCCACAGGCCGGAUCUGGCCUGUUUGAAAUGAAUAAAACUAAAAAAAAAAAAAAA
This is a messenger RNA of Myotis daubentonii (Daubenton's bat), 3816 nucleotides long. RefSeq lists its product as uncharacterized. The record is from RefSeq and is a predicted model, not a curated record. Lineage: Eukaryota; Metazoa; Chordata; Mammalia; Chiroptera; Vespertilionidae. Gene Ontology annotation, molecular function: DNA-binding transcription factor activity, RNA polymerase II-specific; RNA polymerase II cis-regulatory region sequence-specific DNA binding. Gene Ontology annotation, cellular component: nucleus. Gene Ontology annotation, biological process: regulation of transcription by RNA polymerase II.